AUGGGGAAACGCACAUCAACUUCCCGACGCCCUCGACCGACCGGAAAGCAGCCCAAGAAGGCCACCGUGACGACCACGCCGCCCCUUGUCUCCUCCGCACGCAGCACGGAGACCCCUACCACGUCCCUGCGAGGUAGUCCGCGCACACUGCCAGUUGUAUGCGCUCACAUCGGGUCGCAUUUCUCCGUCGGUGUAGGCCGCACCUUGCGGCCGAGCGAGCGCAAGCUGCUGGGUGAGGACCGCUCGAGCGCCAGAACCACCGCGACCCCACGGCCAGCUUCCUCCCGCCGACGCUCCACUCCACCCGCACGAGCAUCGCAACGAGCCCGAUGGGGAGGGGACGAGGUAAAGGGAGAGCAAGAGAAGGUGGACAAAGAAGACGACGCGCUCUCGGCGUGCAAAGCAAAGUUGAAGACGAAGGAAGGAGAGGUCCGGUCGCUCGAGCGCGAGCUCAAGCGACGGACGCAGGACUGGCGCAAGGAGGAGAAGCGGCUCAAGUCCUCGGUGAAGCGCAAGGAGAAGGCCCUUCACGACAUACGCGCGAGCUUCGAGAAGGAGACUGUGGCCGCGAAGCUCGAUCUGCAGCGCGCCGAGGAGAAGAAUGAACAGCUCGAGGUGCUGCUGAAGGAGAAGGACGUGGCGCUCGUGCCCGGUGCGCCAGGUGGCGUGAGCGUGCGAUGGGUGCUCGAACAGCUGGAGGAGCAGUACACGUGUUCUUUGUGUUUUGAGGUCAUGGCCCUACCGUACGAGUUGAAUCACGGACGGUGCGGGCACGCCUUCUGCGCGCUUUGCGCGCUCAAGUGGUGCUUCGCCGCCGUGCACUGGGAUUGUGGCUACUGGCACGAUACCCUGGAGUGUCCCCUGUGUCGCGCGGAAAUGCCGUUCGUCCCCGACCAACUCCCCCGGCUAAUGUCUAGCUUUCCAUUCGUUCCAAAUCGUCUCGCGGACAACACGAUCCGAUCAUACCUGGAUAUUUUGAAAGAUGCCGCCGAGUCGAGGAGUAGCAACCCCAAACCGGCGGGAUUGGGGGGAGCGAGCCGUGGCAAGAAAGAGAUGACGAACCUGAUCACCAAUUGGACGAGUUGGGACGGACAGCAGUUCCGUGAUCUCAAGGAGCGACUGGAAGUCGGGUAG
Molecule: messenger RNA, 1134 nt
Organism: Epithele typhae
Lineage: Eukaryota; Fungi; Basidiomycota; Agaricomycetes; Polyporales; Epitheliaceae
Exons: 6
Coding region: 1-1134 (377 amino acids)
Source: RefSeq, a predicted model, not a curated record